AUGAGCUUCUUUUCUGCCUCCUCUUCUCUGGUGAUGAUUGGAUUCCUUAAAGCAAUGCAGUAUUCAGUAUUGGUAAUCUUAUUGAUCUUGGUGGAACUGGGAUGUGCAGCUUUUAUAUUCUUUGACAAAAGCUGGAAAGACGAUAUUCCAACUGACAAAACUGGGGACUUUGAUAUGCUAUAUGAAUUUCUGGAUGAUAACUGGGAAAUUGUCAGAUGGGUUGCUCUUGGGGCUGUUAUUCUGGAGGCCCUGGUGUUCUUGUUAGCUCUUUUGGUAAGGGCUGCUAAUAGGCCAGCAGAGUAUGACAGUGAUGAUGAGUAUAUAGCUGGCCCAAGGCAACAAAUUCAGCAGCCAUUGAUCAACAGCAGAUCUGCAGUUCCAGCCGCAAGUGUACCUGUUGCUGGUACCCUUGAUAAUCGUCCCGGCAGAAAUGAUGCUUGGAGUACGCGAAUGAGGGAAAAGUAUGGGCUUGAUACUUCCAAGUUCACAUACAACCAGCAAACUGCCACACAGCCAGCCGAGGAAAGGAGUCGGUGCACCAUCAUGUGA
This is a messenger RNA of Ilex paraguariensis (yerba mate), 549 nucleotides long. The record is from the annotation of a GenBank genome assembly. NCBI's taxonomy places the organism in Eukaryota, Viridiplantae, Streptophyta, Magnoliopsida, Aquifoliales, Aquifoliaceae.